This is a messenger RNA of Lampris incognitus (smalleye Pacific opah), 2243 nucleotides long. RefSeq lists its product as uncharacterized. The transcript has 12 exons. The record is from RefSeq and is a predicted model, not a curated record. Bases 129 to 2147 code for a protein of 672 amino acids. NCBI's taxonomy places the organism in Eukaryota, Metazoa, Chordata, Actinopteri, Lampriformes, Lampridae. Gene Ontology annotation, molecular function: oxidoreductase activity, acting on paired donors, with incorporation or reduction of molecular oxygen, reduced ascorbate as one donor, and incorporation of one atom of oxygen.
UCUGCGCGUCACUUGAAGGGGAUGUUUCACGUCGUUUUUAAAGAAAAAAAUAACGUGUUAUAAUGUUUAGCUUCCCAGUCUGCGUGUAACUUACGGGGUUUUAAAUCCUCCCCAUCUGAGGCAGAAACAUGUCCUUCGUUUCAUUGAAGACGUUAAUGUUUUGGUUCCUUGUGACAGCUCAUGUGAUUCGCGUUGAUACAUCGAGACUGAGGCGGCGAGUCAACUUGACCGAAGAAGACGAGGAUCGGGCUCCGUCUGGGGAAGACGCCGUCUACGUGAAGCUCAAAAGUGGCCCCAAAACGUCAGGACUCGAGCCGGGGGACACAGCGGUGACAUUCAAAGUCCAUACCUUGGAUGGGGAGUUUGUAUACCCGGCGGAGGGUCUGCGGGGAUCCCUUAUCAUUCACGCCUUCACAAACAAAUCUGGUUUCCUAGAGUGUCUGUGGGGCUCGGAGUCGUCUCUGGCUGACCUGGUCCAUCUGCCGGAGAGCGCCCAGGUUCUGUUUGUGUCGCUGGACGACUCUGCGGUCGAUGAUGCUCUCUGGAUGAGGGAGCAGGUCCACCGCGCCGUCAUGCACAGAAAGAAAGAGGUGCUGUCCAGGUUGCACUUCUCUCCUGUACCAGUGUUUGCCCUGGGUAACUGGAUCCCCAGUGUCCUCUAUUCCUGGGGCUGCACAGGACACAACUGUGGUCUUUCCCAGGCUGCUUUCACCUGCGAGGGAUGGAGCAUGCCAGUGAUUGUCAAGAGACUAGAUGCCAGAUAUGAUUGGCUUAUGGGACGCUGGGCUCAGAGGUCAUAUGAACUGAUUGAUGCUGGAGAUGGGUGCAAGCCCUCUUUCUCUGUGGCAGGUGCAGUGGCCUGGGUGUCUGAGGGCACCUGCUCUUUUUUCACCAAGGUACAGAACAUGGCCAAGUCCAAUGCGUCCGGUGUCCUUGUCUAUGCCUUCCCUGGUAACCCCAUUCAGGACAUGAACUGCAUUGGGGAUGAGUGUUUCACUCCGCUGAGUCUACCUGCUGCCAUGGUGCAUUUGGAGCCAUCUGUGUCCCAGGCACUUCGAUUUGGACAGCAAGUGAACGUGUCCUUCCAGAGCACCCCGUCCCCAAACUUCUUCGUGGGUAUUGACCAACAGGGGGCGCUGGCUGAGGUCGGCUGGUUUCUCUAUCCAACUUUCAGCUUCAUCAACUGGCAGGCCCAGUGGUUUCACUUCUACCACGGACUCCAGACCAGGCUUCAAACGGCUGCCCAGGUGGUCUGUGUUUUUGACAAGGUUUUGAUGCAGGGGGACAAAGGAGCGGUGGCUACAGUGGAGCUUCCAAUUGGCAUGUUGGACUUUGACACACUGGAGCUGGAUACCUCUCUUUCCUGUCCUGGCAGCAGAGACUCCACCUGCGCCCACUGGGACCACACGGUGCAGCUGUUUGUGUGCUGCGACUACUUGGGCCCCUACUGCAACGUGGAGCUGGGCCGAUGGAUUACUGCGUUCCGCAGAGGCAUAGGACACUGGCUAACUGACGUAUCCCCUCUCAUCCCCCUGCUCAACAACAACAAAUGUACCUUCACUAUGAAGACAGUGCCCUGGGCCAUGCCAUGGAUGGUGUCCCUCAACCUUAGGUUCAGUAGCAGCAAUCAAACAGGUGAUCCUGUAGAGAAGCUUUACCCCUUUCAGGUAACAUCACUGUACAGCGGAGGAACCUUUGACAAAAACUACAACAUGAAAUACCAGCCAAUCAAAUUCUCUGUUCCAGCCUCAACUAAGAAGGUGGAGCUUUACGCAGUCAUCACAGGUCAUGGUAGUGAUGAGAACGGGUGUGGAGAAUUCUGUGUCACAUCACAUCACUUCUUGAUUAAUAGCAUUUUUAACCACACCCGCAUAUUUGACUCUGCAGGCACAGCUCUGGGCUGCACACUGCGGGUCAAAGAGGGAGCAGUGCCCAAUGAGCACGGCACGUGGCUAUAUGGACGUGGUGGGUGGUGCGAUGGACUACAGGUCAACCCCUGGAGGACCGAUAUCACCAGACAGCUGGACAUGACUGGGUAUGAAUCCAACAUGCUUGUCUACUUUGGCUUGUACGAUGGACGGGAUCCCAGCCCAGCUCAGGAGCCCGGCUACAUCAUCAUGUCCUCUUUUCUUGUCUUCUACAAAUAAAGUGGCUCUGUAAAAAAAUGUCAAUUCUUAAAUGCUCAUCUAAAUUAAUACUAUAUACUGAAUAUGAAACAAAUCAUUAAAUAUUUUAUUUUCUUA